AAUUUCGUGGGAUACAAUUCAAGAUGGAGGGACGUCCAAUUUCGGAUCUUAAGGUUGCCGAGCUUCGCAAGGAGUUGGAGAAGCGCAACAAAGAUAAAACCGGUGUUAAACAGGUUUUGCUGGAUCGUCUUAAAGAGACUUUAGAAAAGGAUGGUCACGAUCCUCAAACCUAUCGUUUCAGAGAUGAUGAUAGUGUUAAAACUGACCUAGAGAUAUCGGAUCAUUCGGUAUGUAAUCACUUUAUUCAAAGUUAUUCUUUUAUAGCCUGUAAAUGGUGAUGGACUAGGAGCUGGUAAGUAGUUUCCGUUCAUAUUCGUUUGUAUGCCCAUCAAAAACCAUUUUGUUUCACUUUCAUUUCAAAGUAAUGGGUUAGGAGUAGGAUGCUUUUAGUUGCUUAAUUCAGUCGGCAAUGUUUUGGAUGUGUUGAGCUGAUAAUUUAUACGUAAAUGGAACCUGCGAUAAUACAUUUGACUCGUCAUUGUGAGUCACUAUGUGCAAUGCAAGUACAGCUGUAGCGAACACUUAGUUUCGACGUUCAUGGACUCGAGCCGCUGCUUGAUCAAUUAAGCGGAUUGUCACCCUGUAAUCUUCAUGCCAUGCGCGUUCAACAGGUCUGUCAUACUACCUGAAAAAGCCGCACCCUGUGUGCGAAGUCGUAAAUUUUGGAUCAUUACUAUUAGCGGGUUGGUCUACCCUCUAUUCAAUUGUAAAUGGAAAUCUGAAGCCGUAUUUGAUCUAAACACCCAGGAUUCUUGUUAACAAACCCGCCAAAUAAAAGAAACAAUAGAGAACUAUAUUUUAUGCUGUUAUGGUAGGAUGUGUUGCAAAUAAAUGGUUUCUUGUUUGCUUUAUACCGUUACCGCCCAGAAAAUCCAAUAUUGUUCGCAUUCAUCACCGCUGUUGCGCAGUUACUUUGGAUUGUGCGAUCUGUAAUAGGUCGGCAUGUAUGUUAUUUCUCCGAUUUACAUUACAUUUUGGGGUUAACGACUAUGAUUAAGUCAGGAUUGUACAUUAGUAUACUCAUAGUCAAGUCACCGUAGAUUUUAAUGUCCCCUGUCUUUUGUCUGGUGACAACUACUGAUUCUCCAAUUAGUAAAAGCAUCGACCCUAUGCUAAUCAAACUAAUGGUAAUAACUUUCUACUCUUAUUCUAUUGAAAGAGAAAGUUGGGCCCAUCACGAAAAGACGAAGUCCGUCAGAUGACGUAUUGAGUGAUGAAUAUAUUAUCAGUGAACAUUCAUUGCAGAAAAAAAUUACAGAGGAAACUGUCCCAUACGUUGUUCAAGUGGGUGAGCAAGAGGAAGAUUUAGAUUAUGAUUUGAAAUAUGGGAACAAUGACGUAUCCGAAGUCGCAGGCGAUAGCAAAGAUACCCAAGUCAAAAAUGAAGAACUUGACAAAAAUGAAAAUAAACCAGAAAGGUUCGUAAAUAUCUGUCGAAUGAUAUGAUUAUAUUUAUCCGCUUCUGACACAAGCUGUUUCUUUUUUUAGUUCAGUUACUACCCACCAGAUUAGUGGUAUGUUCCAUUUGGUUAAGUUACACUUUACGUGUCAGAAAGCUGUAGAAAUUUGUGGAUAAGUAACUUACCGAAAUUGGUGAAGGCUGCAGAUUUAAAGCAACAUUUUAGCAAGGCGGGGAAGGUAGUAUCAGCUACUGUGGUUAUGAGCACCCGCACACCUGGAGGUUGCUUUGGAUUUAUACAGAUGGCUUCUGCUGAAGAGGCAGCAUCUGCUGCUAGAGCCUAUGACUUAACAGAGUUUGGAGGAUGCAUACUACGGGUUGAAGCUACAGAGCGAAAAGCACCAAUUCAAUCAAACAAAGCAAAUGAUCGAGUAGCUGGAUUAAACAAAUUAAAAACUAGUAUGCCUGAUUCUCGACGGACAGUAUCCAGACCGUUGGUAUCUCGAAGACGUUAUAUUGCCAACAGACAGCGAUUGUUGCGUCGUGCUGCCAUUAGAACUGCUAUUUUGAGGGAACAACGGAAAAGGUCCGAAUAUUUAUCCGCCAAUAAUCGUCCACAUUCCAUUAAGAAAACUCCUAUCAGAAGACCUUUAUACCAGUUUACUAGACCAAAUUAUAGAAUGUCAAAGGAUAGUUUGCGUUCACGAGGCGGUCUGGCCCUUGUAUCGAAACAUAAAAGUAUUUCACAGCGACAAAGCUCUUCACGGAUCAACACCAAUCAUGGAAUGCAGUCGCUGUUACAAAGAAGAUUAAAUUAUACUGUCAAUCGAAGGCUGCGUGAGCCAAUUCGUAUUCACAAAAGUGCCAGUGUUUCACAUCGAUCGUCCAAAUCAUUUUUGCCUAGAGUACACAGAAAUUCAAAUAUAUGUCCAGUAAACCAUCGAAGCUGUCUUUCCCCACCUUCCCGUGUAAUCCCCUUGGAUACACUUACUUCAAGACGGAACCCAACCUUUCGCACUAAUCGUCCUGUAGAAAGAGAUAUACGUGAACCCUAUCGCCCUGUUUUGCCAGAACGAAAAUAUCAUCCUCAGUCACCUGGUCGAUCACAUGAAUCAAGUCGGUAUGCACGAAACACUCAAUCAUCAGUCUAUACAGGAAGAAACACUGCUAAACCAGUAUACGAUAGUCGUUCUCGUCAAAGUCACUUGAUGACUCGUUCUGAACCGCGCUAUACAAAUUACAGUAAUUUUGAUAGUCGAAAAAUGGCCGUAGCCUCUCGUACAGAUAUGUAUUCUGAAGAACGUUAUCGAACUCACGAUAGUCAUCUAUCUGAAGUACGCAGAAGUCAAUUAAGGUCAAACCCCCCUACUUCACGAAUGAGAGUUGAGGAGAGUAAACGAGAGUACCGUGCAGUUAGUAGAAGUCCACCAAGGUCAAGAGAUUCUACAAUGAUGCGCCCGUAUCCAGUUUCUCUCAAUUUCAAUCGCCAUCGCACGGAAACUAGUCAUCGUGGCCGCAGUCCACUGAUGUUACAGUCUACACCACACAGGCCCGAAAUCGUGGAGUAUGAACACCGUUCAGAGCCAAGAACGAACUGGCAAACUGAAAGACGUUCCAAAGUUUUCUCAUCUCCAUCACAGUCGUGGAGGCCGGCAAACAAUGCAUUUUUCCUAUCUCCUACAUAUGAAAAUCGAAAUACAGGUCGCCGAUACCAAUAACAUUUAUUGCUUAUUAUAUGUAUAUGAAUAUGUUAUAUUCAAAUUUGACAAGCAAUUCUCUACUUACAUCAAUUACAUUUAGCAAGUGUAUUAAUUGUGCGAAAAUUUUUAUCCAUGAAGGUUGUUGAUCUGCAUUCAUUCAUAUAAAGCAUUUUCUUUAG
This is a messenger RNA of Schistosoma intercalatum, 3278 nucleotides long. Lineage: Eukaryota; Metazoa; Platyhelminthes; Trematoda; Strigeidida; Schistosomatidae. The record is from the annotation of a GenBank genome assembly.